Molecule: messenger RNA, 504 nt
Organism: Cornus florida
Lineage: Eukaryota; Viridiplantae; Streptophyta; Magnoliopsida; Cornales; Cornaceae
Exons: 1
Coding region: 1-504 (167 amino acids)
Source: RefSeq, a predicted model, not a curated record
AUGGACUACUCCUUGAACAAAGUGACACCAAACCCUCUCCUCCGGCGUAGAAACUCAAUCGCAACAACCAAGCUCAGCCUGCCAUCAAAGCUCCUCCAAGCCGUCGCCAUCACCACCUCAUCAACACCAUCAUUCCCAACAGUGGAUUUGGAGCUCAUCAAACCCCCCCUGUCCUACACCUCCUUAAAGGACAUCCUCCCCUCCACCGCCAGUGUCCUGUCCCCCACCUCCAACGCCGUGCCAGUGUCAGCCAGUUGCGAGAUCUCCAUACGCAACCGCCUCGUCAAGCAAGCCGCCUGGUCCUACCUCCAGCCCUUAUCCACCUCGCCGGACUCUGUUGGGCCUCACUUCCUCCGCCGACUGUGGGUCAGAUUCUCCUGCGACUACGUCAAGAAUCCCUUCACCGCUUUCCUCCGGUUUUUUGACCGCCGCAUUUUACAGGCCAUAACCAGAGUCUUCGAUCGAUUGAUCCGACUUGUUCGGGUUCGGAGUCAUUGUUUGUAG